Rotaria socialis is the source of this 837-nucleotide messenger RNA. Lineage: Eukaryota; Metazoa; Rotifera; Eurotatoria; Philodinida; Philodinidae. The record is from the annotation of a GenBank genome assembly.
AUGACAUCGAAUGAGCGAGCUAAUUCAAUUAUUACAGAUUCUCUUGUGAAUGAAUACAAACAGAAUGGAGCUGUGUGUAUUCGAAACUUUUUAACUCAUAGUGAAAUUGACUUACUUCGACAAGGGAUCGAUGAAAACCUUGCAAAUCCGUCACCUCGCUUCAAAGUUGCUAGUCGUCCUGAUGAUACAGGUCGAUUUGUCGAAGAUUUUUGCACAUGGGAAGCAAAUCCCUAUUACAAGCAGUUUAUAUAUGAAUCACCCUGUGCUGCAGUAGCCGGACUACUGAUGGGAAGUUCAAUCAGUCGACUUUAUCAUGAUCAUUUACUCGUGAAAGAAGCCAACACAAAACAAGUCACUCCGUGGCAUCAAGAUCAACCUUAUUAUAAUAUUGCAGGAAACCAAACAUGCAGUUUCUGGAUACCUAUUGAUCCAGUCUCUCGUCAUUCAACACUUGAAUUCAUAGCAGGAUCACAUCGCGACGGGCAUUGGUUUAUGCCAAGAACAUUCAUGAGUUUGGAAGCAAAAUGGUUCCCCGAGGGAACACUCGAAGAAAUUCCCAAUAUUGAAGAUAAUCGAGACGCGUUUCCUAUUAUUGGUUGGCCUGUUGAGCCAGGAGAUGCUAUCGCUUUUCAUAUGCUUACCCUACAUGGCGCGAGAGGAACAAUGCCGAAUGAAGGUCGUCGACGAGUUUUUUCUGUUCGCUUCUUAGGUGAUGAUGUCAGGCAUUCACCCAGAAAAUGGAUUACAUCACCAGACUUUUCAGACAUUACCGAACAAAUAAAACCUGGUGAUGCGAUGGAUCAUCCUCGUUUUCCUAUUAUUUGGAAGUCAUCAUAA